GGUGUUCCGUCCUGGUAGCUCGUCAUUGUGAGUGCUCGUCUUUUAGCUUUGUGGCUAGGUUGGUUGGCAGUCGGUUGUUUUCUUGUUAGCCUUCCUGUGGUCUGCCGUCGCUACCGCAUAUUCGGUCGCUAUCUGCACGCACCAUAUAAUACAGAUGGACCAGCAGGACCAGAACUAUAUGUUUGCAAGUCUCACACGGCCUCACUCGGAGCAGCUGCUGCAGGGUCUCCAGCUCCUGCGGCAGGAUCACGAACUGUGUGACAUUGUUCUCCGAGUGGGUGAUGCCAAGAUCCAUGCCCAUAAGGUUGUGUUGGCCAGCAUCAGCCCCUACUUCAAGGCCAUGUUUACAGGUAACCUCUCAGAAAAGGAGACCUCUGAGGUGGAGUUCCAGUGCAUUGAUGAGGCUGCUUUGCAGGCCAUUGUGGAGUACGCAUACACGGGAACGGUGUUUAUCUCCCAGGAAACAGUUGAAUCCCUGCUGCCGGCUGCCAAUUUACUCCAGGUUAAGCUUGUACUUAAGGAGUGCUGUUCCUUCUUAGAAAGCCAGCUGGAUGCUGGGAACUGUAUAGGGAUCUCCCGCUUCGCAGAGACAUAUGGCUGCCAUGACCUGUGCUUGGCUGCUACUAAGUUUAUCUGUGAGAACUUUGAAGAGGUCUGUCAGACGGAGGAGUUUUUUGAACUAACAAGAGCGGAGCUGGAUGAAAUAGUUUCUAAUGACUGUCUUAAGGUAGACACGGAGGAGACUGUGUUUUACGCCUUGGAAUCAUGGAUCAAAUAUGACGUAACAGAGAGACAGCAGCAUCUCGCUCAGUUGUUACACUGUGUUCGCCUUCCACUUCUCAGCGUCAAAUUCCUCACUCGCCUAUAUGAAGCCAACCACCUUAUACGAGACGACCAUGCAUGCAAACACCUGCUCAAUGAGGCCCUUAAAUAUCAUUUUAUGCCUGAGCACAGACUUUCUUAUCAGACUGUGUUGUCAGCGAGGCCCAGGUGUGCCCCCAAGGUGCUGCUUGCAGUAGGAGGCAAGGCUGGACUGUUCGCCACAUUAGAAAGCAUGGAAAUGUAUUUCCCUCAGACUGACUCAUGGAUCGGACUGGCCCCUCUUAGCGUCCCCCGGUACGAGUUUGGAGUGGCUGUGCUGGACCACAAAGUGUACGUAGUGGGAGGCAUCGCCACGCACAUGAGGCAAGGCAUCAGCUAUCGGAGGCAUGAGAGCACGGUGGAGGCCUGGGACCCUGAAAGCAACACGUGGUCCUCGGUGGAGCAUAUGGCCGAGUGUCGCAGCACACUUGGGGUGGUGGUCCAGGCUGGAGAGCUGUAUGCUUUGGGUGGCUAUGACGGCCAGUACUACCUGCAGUCUGUUGAGAAAUACGUCCCCAAGUUGAAGGAAUGGCAACCGGUGGCACCCAUGACAAAGUCCCGCAGCUGCUUUGCUACGGCUGUGUUGGAUGGCAUGAUCUAUGCUAUUGGAGGGUAUGGCCCAGCACACAUGAACAGUGUGGAGAGGUAUGACCCCAGCAAGGAUGCCUGGGAAAUGGUAGCCCCCAUGGCAGACAAGAGGAUCAACUUUGGUGUCGGUGUCAUGCUCGGCUUCAUAUUUGUGGUGGGUGGGCACAACGGAGUGUCCCACCUGUCCAGUAUUGAGAGGUACGACCCCCAUCAGAACCAGUGGACAGCCUGUCGGCCAAUGAACGAACCUCGUACUGGUGUUGGUUCUGCCAUUGUGGACAACUACCUCUAUGUAGUAGGAGGGCACUCCGGGUCGUCUUACCUGAACACUGUCCAGCGCUACGACCCCAUCUCAGACAGCUGGUUGGACUCCAGCGGCAUGAUGUACUGCCGUUGCAAUUUUGGUCUGACUGCCCUUUGACCAAUGGCCUGUUCAGCUAGGACUCAGUAAAACAAUUUCUGAAAGAAAACUUUUCUUUUUUGUUACCUGCUCUCCUGUUUUCCCCACAUUCGUUCUCCAGGAGCAAAUGCACACCUGAAAGAACAUCUGAGCGUUUGCUUGGGUGGCUGGGUGUGCACAAAUAGCUGGCUGGUUGGAUGGAGGGGAUCCCAGUCUCGCUGCAAAGAUGUAAAAGUGUAAAGGUUGUGCAGCAGAGGGAAGGGAGGAAGAUGUCUGGAUGGAAGAUGGCGCAGGCACCUGGAUACGAGUGCUGCCGGACCACUACGAGUACUUCGAGCCAUGUCCCAGGGGGUUGUAGGAAAUUUUUGUUACAUUAGCUGACAUUUAUGUCCUCUAUUUUACACGUCAGUACGUUUAAUGCUUAAGAUUUACAGCUGCAUUCAGAACUAUGUUACAGUUUUGUAGAACACUGCAGUUUGCUUGUGUCUUUGUGCGAACCUGUGGUUGUUGGUGUGUAUGCACGAGAGGGUAUGUGCAUGUCGGAUGGAUCCGUUUUUUUUUUUGGUUUUUUGUUACUUGUCCGCGUGUAGAACUAAUGCUCGAGCUCAGUGAGGCGACGAGUUCUGCAUCCAAAUCAGUGCUUCACAGGAAGAAAAAAGAGCAAACUUAGAAACUUUAUAUUUUCCUCAAAGGGCUGCCUUUCUCUUUUGUAAAUAGUAUAAAUUAAAUAUAUAGAUAAAUAUAUCCUCUAGUGCAUUGCCUGUACAUGUUUAUCUGCACUGGGUCACUAAUGUGUGUGCGAAUGUGUGUGAUUUGAUUCACUCGAGAGGGAGGAGUUUUCCCCUUAGUUUGUCGCUUCUGCCUUCAUCCUCCAUAGUUUCAUAAAAAAAAUCAACAAAUUUUAAAGGUCAGGUCAUGAACGCACUUGUCUCUAUAAUGGUUGAAACGUGUCUCAGCCAAUUUUGUCCACAAUAUUAACUGGUGCUAUAUUUAGGAUUCAGGACUUAGCUGUUUGUCUAGGUUGCUGCACAUGUUCUAGUCAGUGUAUGCUUAAUCUCCAGGUCAUUUUUUACAUUUGAUGCUAGCAAUCUGCUUUAUGGGCAUUUAAAUGCAUGACAUCCUAAAUGGCCCCUCACCAUGCAAUAAAAUAAGUUUCGAUAAAAAGGGAAAGAAAAUACUCAUUUUUUUCUUAUAAAGGUGCAUGUUUUAAAAACUGGAAUAUCAUAAAAAAAAUAAAUUCGAAAAAAAAAAAAACGUUAAAAACUUUAUGGAGUUAUUACCCACAGAGUGAUAUAUCUAAAGUGCUUCAGUUAUAUUCAUGAAUAUUUAAUUAUAUUCAUGCAUUCAUUUAGUUUGUAGUAUAAUCAAUCAGUACUUGUGUGAAGUAAAAGAAAUGGAAAUAAAUCUGAAAAAUAAAUCUGAAGCUCCAUAAAACUAGCAAAACAGGAAAGCGCUCAGAAAAAAUUGGUACAGUUCCUUAUGGACCCUUUUCCAUUACAUUUUUCCCUCUACUUAGCUUUCCAUUAACAUAUUCACACAUAUGGGUAUAGAAACAGGCAGCAUCUUGACCAAUCACCUUUUGUGACUUACUCUUCUUGUGGAGGGGGUCAGUGACUAUCAGUCAAUUUUCUCACGAUACUUUGGGCCACAACACGUCUUAAAAAAAGUUUCUUAUUUGCCAUGGCAUUUACACUAAACAAACACUUGAAUACAUCACUCUGUAGGUAAUAAAUUUAAAUAACCUUUAUCCUUUAGAAUUAUUGAAAUGAAACACUCAAUUUUUUAAAAUGCACCUAUUAGUGUUGCUUUCUUCCAUGUUAUGUGGCUUUCGAAGACGAAGCACCGAAGUUUGUGCAAGCCGACUCAGGCCAAGUUGUCCCCUAUCCCACCCAUCCUCAAGAGAAAUAUUGCAACACAUUAAGCAGCAGAGCUCUCUAAUAGGGAGAGUAGGUGUGUGCCGUUUUGCUGAGUCACUGUUCAUUUUCAAGUCUAGUCACUUUACAUGUGCUGGUGUUUGCACAACUUUUAACCAAGCUCUCUGCAUUGCACUUACCAAAAUAUUUGACACAUAUUGUCAUUUGAUUACCUGUUUUAUUCUUUUCUUUUUUUUUUUAAGCUAAUGGCAUUUAGAUGAUGCAAUAAGACUCUUUUUUCUCUUUGGACUGAAAAUGUUUUGUGUUUGUCUCUUUAAAAAGCCAAGGCAUCUCACAUUGCUGUAACAGAACCUCACAUGGCGUGUGGACAUUAAUGGAGCAUCUGAGGGAAUCUUUGACCCUUUGUCAUUUUGUUCUUGUACAUGGGAUGUGUUCAUUUAGGUUACAGUUUAUCAUAGAUGAUAGGCUAAAGUAAAACAGGUUAGCUUUUACCACAUUGAGGUACACUACAGACUUUGCCACUUUGCUUUUGUCUUCUGUGAAAUUUUUGUUGUUGGAUGAAAAGUUACAAUGUCAUUUACUUAGCAAAUUUGUCCAAUUGUUCCUAAUUAGUUUCUUAAUGUUUGCUUCUACAUAUGUACUUUCCAAUUAAUUGAACUGAAUUUGUAAGCAACCAGUUUGUAAUUCUAUGACAAUGUUUAUAUUUAUUUAUACUUUCUUUAGGCAAGGAUCGAGAUGCUAACCUUGAUUAAUGAUUCAUGGUAUUUAAGCAAAAAAAGUUCAUAAAAAAAUAUAGCGAAAUACUAGAGAUUUUCUUUAAAAUGGAAAAUGAGUUAUUCCUACUUUUUUGCUCUUCUAUUUCUUAUAGAGUAGCAGAUGUAUAAGAAGCUGAUAUUUGUAACAUAAUUGGCUGCUUCAGUAUCAGUGUUUGAGAUAGAUUAUGGCUCUUGGCCCAGGGUGCCACUGUGCAAAAGGAUGGCAUAGUACAUGUUCAAAACAGAAUUUGAUCAAAUCUUAUUUCAGUUGUGGAAGCACAAAAAUCCCACAUACCCCCUGCUUCUUUUU
This is a messenger RNA of Xiphophorus hellerii (green swordtail), 4788 nucleotides long. RefSeq names its product kelch like family member 28 (gene klhl28). The transcript has 6 exons. Bases 155 to 1870 code for a protein of 571 amino acids. Lineage: Eukaryota; Metazoa; Chordata; Actinopteri; Cyprinodontiformes; Poeciliidae. Gene Ontology annotation, molecular function: protein binding. The record is from RefSeq and is a predicted model, not a curated record.